Molecule: messenger RNA, 6135 nt
Organism: Lytechinus variegatus (green sea urchin)
Lineage: Eukaryota; Metazoa; Echinodermata; Echinoidea; Temnopleuroida; Toxopneustidae
Product: hyalin-like
Exons: 18
Coding region: 448-4161 (1237 amino acids)
Molecular function (GO): biotin binding; calcium ion binding
Source: RefSeq, a predicted model, not a curated record
GUCGUUUCCGAUGUCGAGUGUUCCUUGGUGUAAAAAACAUACCAGGUCCGGUCCGGGGCUGCGCAGAGGGAUACCAACAAAUCAAAGGCACUGCUCCCGAAUUCUUUAAGGCAAAUUCGGGAAUGGAUAGUGUGUCCUUUCUUAUGUUGGCACUAUGUUGGUACGAGCGGAAACAUUAACUGGAUGAUGUUCUUGUAAGGUAUAAUCUGUCUGGAUUUCCAUUUUGAAGAAAGGACUUCGGGAAUUUCACAUAAGCGGAUACGGGAGCGGAUAUGCAUGUCGAACUGAGGAGUUAGAAUCUUGAAACGCUGCAACGCCCAUGUCGCCGCGUUCGUGAUUCGCUUUGCAUGAUUCCCUGUGGAGGUGUUUUUGGUGUUCGUUUGUGUGGAGGCAAUUCCUCGUUGACAACAAAACACUCCCAAAGGGUUUUGGUAGGGAGAACUGAAAAUGAAGUUUGGUGUCAUAUUCGUGGUGCUUGUAUGUUGUCUGCUCAGUGGAGAAGCCCAAUUUCCAGAAGAAUGUCACCCUGACCAAUGUCCAGCUAACGAGCCGUGUUACAACAGAUACUACUCAACAGCCUCGGAAUAUGUUUGCCAGUGUGACAAUAAUAAUGUUGGGUACGACUGCUCUGUUGAUGUUUUCGCUACGUCUCAGCAAACCUGUUACGGUUCAUCUUGCACGAAUGGAAUCUUCACGUCUCCAAACUGGCCCUCAGAUUACGACAACUUAGAUGCAAGGGUCUAUCUCAUCUUCGUCCCUCUUGCAAUUCGUCUGUCCUUCACAUUCGACCCAAACUUUGCCGUGGCCUUUGGUGACGAGCUUUACAUAGGGGCAGGGUUGACAUUCAACAUCGAUUCGGACUUGAAUGCCGCGAGCGACCCAGCAAAGCAGGUGUAUUUUUUCAGGGGGAACUCAGCCCCGAGUGAAAUAAAGCUCGAUACAGAUUCUGCGUGGUUGUUUUGGCGUACUGAUAAUGUUGGAACAUCGGCUGGGUUUCAAGUAACAUGGGAAGCUACACUAGAUGCCAUCCCACCAGACGUAAAUUGCCCCGAGGACCAGUUCUUUGAUGUCAGCGCUGGUACAACGUCUUCUCAAAUCUUUUACGAGGAACCCACAGCUUCGGACAAAGGACAAGUGAGAAUCCUCGAUCAGUCUCAUCGUCCUGGAGAUUUGUUUCCUUCGGAUGAUAAAACUAUAGUUGUCUAUAGGUUUGAAGAUGCAUCAGGCAAUGUCGCUCCCGCAUGCCUGUUCUACGUAUAUGUACUAAUGGACGAUGAUAACAUUCCGCCCGUUGUUGAUUGUCCGGAUGACUUCACGGAAUACGUCCAGCUUGGUGUGACAUCAGCAGAAGUGUUCUUUAAUGAACCAAAGGCAGUGGACAACGGAGGUCCUGCACAUAUUUUUGCUUAUACCCAUGAACCCGGGGAUACGUUUCCUCUUGGAUCUACCCUAGUCUCUUAUACCUACGUAGACAUCGCUGGGAACUUAGCUCCGGAUUGCUUAUUUAAUGUCAUUGUCGAAGAUAUUUUAGAAGACACUACCCCACCGGUGGUGAACUGUCCUUCGGACAUCAGCAGACCAGUUACCUUUGGGAUGUCAUUCCUUGAAGUCACCUUCCCGGAUGCCACGGCGACGGAUAACUCGGGCAUGGUGUCUUUUGUCAGUGUGUUUCCUCCGUCAGGCAGUUCUUUCUCCCUCGGGACAACAGACGUCACAUUCAGCUUCAUCGACCCGAGUGACAAUAUAGGAAGCUGUACAUUUACCGUUACGAUUUAUGUAGCUGAUGCAACACCUCCAGAUGUGACCUGUCCUGCGGACAUAGAUCGGUCAGUGCCCCGAGGAGUUACUUCUCUUGAGGUAUUCUUUCCAAAUGCAGCAGCCACGGAUGACUCCGGUACCCCGUCUCUAGUCAGCGUGGACCCUCCAUCUGGUAGUUCAUUCCCGCUUGGACCAACUGAAGUCAGAUUCACAUUUGAAGAUGAUGCUGGAAAUGAAGGAUUUUGCACGUUUGUCAUUACUAUAAACACAUCACCCGAUACAACUCCUCCAGUGGUGAUCUGUCCACAAAACAUCACCCGUUCGGUGCUUCCUGGAGCUACCUCUCUUGAGGUGUUCUUCCCAAAUGCAACAGCCACAGAUGACUCUGGUACGACGUCUCUAGUUAGCGUGGACCCCCCAUCUGGCAGUUCGUUUCCGCUUGGACCAACUGACGUUAGAUUCACGUUUGAAGAUGACGCUGGAAAUGAAGGAUAUUGCACGCUUGUUAUUACUAUUACAACAUUACCCGAUACAACUCCUCCAGUGGUGAUCUGUCCCUCGAACAUCACUCGCCCGGUGCUUCCCGGAGUUACCUCUCUCGAGGUGUUCUUCCCAACUGCAACAGCCACGGAUGAAUCUGGUACAACGUCUCUAUUCAGCGUGGACCCUCCAUCAGGAAGUUCAUUCCCGCUUGGACCAACUGAAGUCAGUUUCGUGUUCAAAGAUGAAUCUGGAAACGAAGGCUCUUGCACUUUCUUUAUUUCUAUAGUCACAAGCACAAUACCCGAUACAACUCCUCCAGUGGUGAUCUGUCCCCCAAACAUCACUCGCCCGGUGCUUCCUGGAGUUACCUCUCUUGAGGUGUUCUUCCCAACUGCAACAGCCACGGAUGAAUCUGGUUCGACGUCUCUAGUUAGUGUGGACCCUCCAUCUGGAAGUUCAUUCCCGCUUGGACCAACCGACGUUAGAUUCACAUUUGAAGAUGGUGCUGGGAAUGAAGGAUAUUGCACGUUUGUCAUUACUAUAAACACAUCACCUGAUACAACACCUCCAGUUGUGACCUGUCCUGCAGACAUAGAUCGGUCAGUGCCCCGAGGAAUUACAUCUCUUGAUGUAUACUUCUCAAAUGCAACAGCCACAGAUGACUCUGGCAUGACGUCUCUAGUUAGCGUGGACCCUCCAUCUGGUAGUUCGUUCCCGCUUGGACCAACUGAAGUCCGAUUCGUAUUUCAAGACGAAGCUGGAAAUGAAGGAAAUUGCUCGUUUGUAAUAACUAUAAACACAAUACCUGAUACAACUCCUCCGAUUGUAACCUGUCCUCCAAACAUCACGCGUUAUGUGCCUUCUGAAGUGAGCUCUCUUCAGGUAAACUUCUCAAGUGCAACAGCCACAGAUGACACCGGCACCACGUCACUCCUCAGCGUGGAGCCUUCGUCCGGCAGUUCCUUUCCUCUUGGAACAACUGAAGUCAGAUUUGUGUUCCUAGAUGAAGUUGGAAAUGAAGGAUUCUGCACUUUCGCGAUUACUAUAAUCAUGCUUGACACCAUUCCACCGGAAGUGACGUGUCCUUCCAACAUUACCCGGUUCGUCCCUCAAGGAUUGGAUUCUCAGAGAGUUGUCUUCCCAUCUGCAACAGCCAUUGACAAUUCCGGAAAGACGUCUUUUGUCAGUGUGGACCCUCCUUCGGGUAGUCCAUUCCCUCUUGGCUCGACGGAAGUCAUAUUUGAAUAUUCUGAUCCCAGUGGAAAUGUCGGAAGCUGCUCGUUUUUCAUCACCAUCAAUCCAUUAGGGCCGACUAGUUGCGGUGGCUCAACAUGUGCGAACGGGGCGACUUGUGUGACCUCAGCAGAUAGUUUUCAAUGUGCAUGUGUUCCAGGCUUUGUAGGCAGACAGUGUGAAAUUGAUAUCAAUGAGUGUUCAAGUUUACCCUGUAUGAAUGGAGGAACCUGCAUCGAUGGUGUUGAUCGAUUCUCAUGCCUCUGUCGUCAGGGUUUCUCCGGUAUCAACUGUGAAAAGGUUGACAUUUGUGAUCUGGAAGGUGAUUGGUACAACGAAUGCAAUGAUCGGCUGAGUCUCUCACCUACCUCGACCGGUCUAAUCCUAGGCUUUUAUCACACCAACAAUGAAAUAACUACAGGAUACACCGAUCCGACGGUCGUCAUAGGUUACAUCAACCUAAAGUGCUAUUUCUCAUCCUUUGGGUUUAUAGUUAGUUGGAACAAGGGCCAAUCUACAGGCGGUUGGUCGGGUCAAUGCCAUUUAUGUGAUGGUCAAGAAGUUCUUUAUACUACAUGGACCACCAGGUUACGAGUUAAUACUUGUGACGACACUAGAUUAGCUACACGAGUUGGACAAGAUAAAUGGACUCGAUACAAGCAACAUCCUGCUCCGCGUGAAGCAUGACAACAAUGUAAAUUUUAAAAUUAUAUUUCUUCGCCAUGUCUCGGUUUCUGUCAAAGAUCAAGUCCACCCUCACAAACUUGAAUUGAUAUAGAAACUCUAAAAGGAAUAAUGCUGAAAUUGUCAUAAAAAUCGGAUGUGAAAUAUAGACAACUUCGACGUUUCACAGUAUUUUUUCCAUUCACAAAGCAGUACAGUUCAAAACACGCUGACGGGUUUGAUAAUGAAUUAUAUUGAACUGAAUUAUUUAUUAUUAUAAUGGAAAACGGUUUUAUUUAUAGAUGAAUUAUGGAAUUGCAAUUGUUAUGACACGUAAUAAAUAAACCAUGGGGUUCUUGUUGUCAAAUUUACAAAAUUCAAAUAUUCUGUAUAUUUCUUGUAAUAAAAUACAGAAACAGUGAGUGUUCGAGUGUGAUAUAACCGGUUCUUUUAUUUUUGCAUAAGAACCGUCUGAUGUUCUAAUGAUAUAACUGCAACUUUUAAAUCGUAGAUCUUUCUCUUUUUGCAUGUUUUAUAUUCAAUUUUGAUGGAAUUUUCCGCGUGAGACUUGUUUCAUAUAAAAUUUGAUUUUUUUCAUAUCAAUUUGUUGUUGAGGGUGGACAUGACCUUAUAAAGGACUCAAUAUACAACGAAAAUAUAUAUGCCGCAUGUAUAUUUCUGUUUGAAAUACCGGAGGGGAGUAUCAUUGCUAUAAUUUGGACAUGAAAUGACGUUACAAUGUUUUUAGAUGGUCGAUGUUGGAUUAUUUUAUGAUGACUAUUGUCGGAAAUAAGAAUUUAAUCAGAAAAUGAUUAAGUAAACAUAGGAGAUUUGAAAAUAUAAAUUUCUACAUGUAUUCAUUAAGUUACCGUGAACAAAGGUCAUUGAUAAAGAUUUCCACUUCUUCAAAAUUCCGUUUGCCCGGUAUUGUCAAAAGAAUUUAUCAGUCACAUCUGCAUGUCAUUACAAAUAUCAUACAAAUGCAUAGAUUAAAUAAUUUGAUAUUUUGUCAACCCAAUUAUAAUCUUAUACAUCAUAAUAUCUUAUUUCAAAUCUUCCCAUGUGCCAUGGGUCCGUGAAAACAAAUUGUUUAGAAAUAAAAUAUAUUAUGAAAAGGAAGUUGAAAUCAUGAUUAUUUUUAUGAAGUAAACCUUUUUAAAUGGUAUGUUCAUUCAAUUUGCUACGCUAUUGUGCUUUCAUGCUUUCACAUGCCACUUUUUAAUUAUAAUUUCCGGCGAUUUUUUUUUUUACAAAUUUCUCUUAGAUUCAAUUAAUACGUAUUAAUUCAUCUCAUAUUAGAAAUUUGGCUGUUAGCACAGUACUUGAUUCUUAAAAAAAGGUUUCCUUUUAUUUUUCAUUUCACUAUACUGUUCCCAAAUGAAAUACAUAGUUUAGUUCAGUGUCGAGACAUAUCCUUUCCUUAUAUGUAAAUAUAUCUAUUUAUAUUAGUGGGAAGCAACUAUAUUGUAUUCAUGUUUUAGAACAUUUUAUCGAUCAAAUAAUAUCAUUGUUGAAAUUAUUCUCCAUAGAUUGCUUGAUUUAUGUACAUGUACUUAAAUUGUUAUAUUUUAACUUUUGUGACAUCUAGAAUAACAAAGGAUUGAGAAUUGAUAAUGUAUGUUUUAUUCAGAUAAUGCAAUAUAAAUCAUUGUUUUGAAUUAAUUUGAUUUUUUAUUUGAAUUAUUUUGAAAUCCUGUCAUGAGUAUAUACUCAGAAGUCAUUCGUUGCAAAGACUAAUUUGAAAGAAAAAAAAUUAUCUAAAUGCAUUCCAAGCUAUUGAUGAAUAUUUAGAUUUAUUAAUCGCUCUUUGUCGUAAGUUUUAUAGUUAAUUGAAAGAUCCAUGUCUCGACAAUCAGUAUCUUUUUUUUUCUAUUUAGGCCUACGUUCUACGGCUACCAAUGAAUAUAAUAUACAUAAAGUAGUGGUCAAACCGCCAGAACUUUGCUGGAGCGGUCCUUUAACGGUAGGGAGAGGGGGUCGAAUUUCGACAACGCUCGU